GGAGCCAAAUUGGAACAAAAACAAUAAUAAUAAUGAUAAUGUGCUGUACCGCUCACUUACCUGCGAAAGCCAUCAAAACAAACAAACACGCUCGUAAACACACUCGUAGAUUUCAGGCCCUUCUGUUCCUCAACAGGGCCAGUACACGCAGCGAGUGACAGCAGUGAUCGUCAUGCUGGAGCUUGACGGCGCAAGCCUCACCUACGAGGAGUUCCGUUGCAACUGCCUCGAGCCGAACCGUCCGGCCAUCAUUAGGAAUGCCUGUCAAAACGGUGGCACGACCUACUUCGAUCUGACCGAGCUGAUUCAUCGACUGAGUCCCCAGGUACUGCUCGACACAAUAGGACCAGAGACGCUAGUGCCGGUAUACCCAUCGCCCUGCACCGCAGAACUCAACGAUACGGCUGCAAAAGACGGUUGCGCAGAGGCGAUCCGUGAUGAAGGAGAAACUAGCCCGUGUGGACCGACGUACAGGAGCGGUAGAGGUGAGGCAGCGGCAGCUACGGAGAUUGACGGAGACGAUGACGAGGGCUGUAGAGAAGUUCCCUUGAGGAAUGUGUUGGAAUCGUGGGACCAGACGGGUGCGCACAGGGGUGUCGGCACCUCGAAGUCGCGCGUGUAUUACCUCAAAGACUGGCAUCUUCAGGAGGCGCUGGAGAACGCAGCCGCCAACACAGAGGGCGAAUUGUUUGGGGGCUCGCUUGCAGUGACAUCUGGCUUUGCUAGGCAGAGAGAGAAAGGCGCGCACGGCAACGCGCUGUACCGUGUGCCGGACUUCCUGGGAGCAGACUGGAUGGACCCUUUCUGUCGCUACAUGACGCAGUCGUCAGCGAGUCCACUUGCAGGGUCGGAGGAAGAAUUUUCAUUACCAGCAGCAGCAGCAGCAGCAAUGCAAUGUGGUGGUAACGGCCUAACGAGUGCUUGCACGAGCACCCCGCGACCUGUGGGCUUUGGCAGUAACAGGAGUGACUAUCGCUUUGCCUACAUCGGCCCAGUGGGCAGCUGGACGCCGUUGCACUGCGACGUCUUCGGCACCUACUCCUGGUCCUUCAACGUGUGCGGCGACAAGUUGUGGUUCUUCCCGACCAUGUCGGGCAACGCCUAUCUGCAUGCGCAUCUCCUGCCGUCUUUCCCCACCCCACCCGACAUCCGUGUCUUGACGGGGUUCGCCACGGAGAGUGUGGUGCAGCACCCCGGCGAUCUCGUCUUUGUGCCGGCCCGCUUCUACCACCAAGUCCACAACAUUUCCGGUGAAACCUUUCCUGCCUCUUGGUACACCAACCCUGCCGCGUCCGAUGAGGAGACGGGCAGUCCGCAGGGCGCGUCCUCCACCUCGAGUCUGGUGGGACCGCUGACGAUGGCCCUCAACCACAAUUGGUGUAACACCUUCAACAUCGAGUGUAUGACCCAGACCUUUCUCCGCGAUGCGCAGCGGCUCGUCCGCAGCCUCUCCGUGGACGACCUUACGGUCAUCUGCGACACCAAGGAUGUGGUGGUGUGGAGGGACUACGUCGACGCGAUGCUGCACGGCGGCACCAAUUGGUCCUAUGCGAGCAUGACGUGCUUUCUGACGUUUUGUGUGCAUUGCAUUGGGAGCGUGGCACCAGGGAUGGUAGCAGCGGAGGACGAACGGGCGAUGGCUGGAGAGCGGGUGCGACAGCUCUUGGCAGAGGUGAGGGAGUCGUACGAACAUCUUUUUGCCGCUUAA
Molecule: messenger RNA, 1708 nt
Organism: Leptomonas pyrrhocoris
Lineage: Eukaryota; Euglenozoa; Kinetoplastea; Trypanosomatida; Trypanosomatidae
Exons: 1
Coding region: 173-1708 (511 amino acids)
Biological process (GO): positive regulation of translational termination; negative regulation of gene expression; protein hydroxylation
Cellular component (GO): cytoplasm; nucleus
Molecular function (GO): sequence-specific DNA binding; histone H4R3 demethylase activity
Source: RefSeq, a predicted model, not a curated record